GGCAUGUGGGUACUGUAUCUCCCCACAGGCCAGUAGUCCUCACGGCUUCCAUCGACUUUUAUGCUUUUAACUCUUUUAAUUGUUGAACAAAAUUGACACUGUUUUCUAUAAGCAGAUUAGAUGUUUAAAGCCAUGGCUACAGUUGGUAGCCUGGGACUCAAGAGAGAUUAAUUAGCUUUUUUUUUCUUUUUUGAUAAAUUUUUUUUGUUUUGUUUUGUUUUGUUUUUUUUUUUCUUUUGGUUGGCAGUUAGUGGUUUUUGUGAUUUGGGAAGGUGUCAAAGGGGCUAUGCCCUCAAGUUCUGAAGUUCUGGCUGAUGGGGCAAGAGAAAGCCGAAUUGAAGAGUGGAAGAACAGCCACUUCGUAAGAAUGUCUUCCAAGCAAGCCACCUCUCCAUUUGCCUGUACAGCUGAUGGAGAGGAAACAAUGACCCAGGAUUUGACCUCAAGGGAAAAGGAAGAGGGCAGUGAUCAACAUGCGGCUUCCCAUCUGCCUCUGCACCCCAUAAUGCACAACAAACCUCACUCUGAGGAGCUCCCGACGCUUGUCAGUACCAUUCAACAAGAUGCUGACUGGGACAGCGUUCUGUCAUCUCAGCAAAGAAUGGAGUCAGAAAAUAAUAAGUUAUGCUCCCUAUAUUCCUUCCGCAAUACGUCUACCUCACCACAUAAGCCUGACGAAGGGAGUCGGGAUCGCGAGAUAAUGAACAGUGUUACUUUUGGAACCCCGGAACGCCGCAAAGGGAGCCUUGCUGAUGUGGUGGACACGCUGAAGCAGAAGAAGCUGGAGGAGAUGACUCGGACGGAACAAGAGGAUUCCUCCUGCAUGGAAAAACUACUUUCAAAAGAUUGGAAGGAAAAAAUGGAAAGACUAAAUACAAGUGAACUUCUCGGAGAAAUCAAAGGUACACCUGAGAGUCUAGCAGAGAAAGAACGGCAACUCUCCACCAUGAUUACCCAGCUGAUCAGCUUGCGGGAGCAGCUCCUGGCAGCACAUGAUGAACAGAAAAAGCUGGCAGCCUCACAGAUCGAGAAACAGCGGCAGCAAAUGGACCUUGCUCGCCAACAACAAGAACAGAUCGCAAGACAACAGCAGCAACUUCUACAGCAGCAGCACAAGAUUAAUCUCCUGCAGCAACAGAUCCAGCAGGUUCAGGGGCACAUGCCUCCGCUCAUGAUCCCAAUUUUUCCACAUGACCAGCGGACCCUGGCAGCAGCCGCUGCCGCCCAGCAGGGAUUCCUCUUCCCCCCUGGAAUAACAUACAAGCCAGGUGAUAACUACCCCGUACAGUUCAUUCCGUCAACAAUGGCAGCUGCUGCUGCUUCUGGACUCAGCCCUUUACAGCUCCAGAAGGGUCAUGUCUCCCACCCACAAAUUAACCCAAGGCUAAAGGGCAUAAGUGACCGUUUUGGCAGGAAUUUGGACACCUUUGAACAUGGUGGUGGCCACUCUUACAACCACAAACAGAUUGAGCAGCUCUAUGCCGCUCAGCUGGCCAGCAUGCAGGUGUCACCUGGAGCAAAGAUGCCAUCAACUCCACAGCCACCAAACACAGCAGGGGCGGUCUCACCUACUGGGAUAAAAAAUGAAAAGAGAGGGACCAGCCCUGUAACUCAAGUUAAGGACGAAACAACAGCCCAGCCGCUGAAUCUCUCAUCCAGGCCUAAGACAGCAGAGCCCCUGAAGUCCCCGACAUCUCCCACCCAGAGCCUCUUCCCAGCCAGCAAAACCAGCCCCAUCAACCUGCCAAACAAAAGCAGCAUCCCCAGCCCCAUCGGAGGAAGCCUGGGGAGAGGAUCCUCCUUAGAUAUCCUGUCCAGUCUCAACUCUCCUGCCCUAUUUGGGGACCAGGACACAGUGAUGAAAGCCAUUCAGGAGGCUCGGAAGAUGCGAGAGCAGAUCCAACGGGAGCAGCAACAGCAGCCACACGGAGUUGAUGGGAAACUGUCCUCUAUGAACAGCAUGGGGCUGAGCAACUGCAGGAAUGAGAAGGAAAGAACACGUUUUGAGAACCUGGGGCCUCAGUUAACAGGAAAGUCAAAUGAUGAUGGAAAGCUGGGCCCAGGUGUCAUCGAUCUCACUCGGCCAGAAGAUGCAGAGGGAAGCAAAGCGAUGAAUGGCUCUGCAGCUAAACUACAGCAGUAUUAUUGUUGGCCAACAGGAGGCGCCACUGUGGCUGAAGCACGCGUCUACAGGGAUGCCCGCGGCCGUGCCAGCAGCGAGCCUCACAUCAAGCGACCAAUGAAUGCGUUCAUGGUUUGGGCGAAGGAUGAAAGGAGGAAAAUUCUUCAGGCCUUCCCUGACAUGCAUAACUCCAACAUUAGCAAAAUCUUAGGAUCUCGCUGGAAAUCCAUGUCCAACCAGGAGAAGCAACCUUAUUAUGAAGAGCAGGCCCGGCUAAGCAAAAUCCACCUAGAGAAGUACCCCAACUACAAGUACAAACCCCGGCCGAAGCGCACGUGCAUUGUGGACGGCAAAAAGCUCCGGAUCGGGGAGUACAAGCAACUGAUGCGCUCCCGGCGGCAGGAGAUGAGACAGUUUUUCACUGUGGGGCAACAGCCUCAGAUUCCCAUCACCACAGGAACAGGUGUUGUGUAUCCUGGUGCUAUUACUAUGGCAACGACCACACCAUCACCUCAGAUGACAUCUGACUGCUCUAGCACCUCUGCCAGCCCAGAGCCCAGCCUUCCUGUCAUCCAGAGCACGUAUGGUAUGAAGAUGGACGGCGCAAGCCUGGCUGGGAACGACAUGAUUAAUGGAGAGGAUGAAAUGGAAGCCUAUGACGACUACGAAGAUGAUCCCAAAUCAGACUAUAGCAGCGAAAAUGAGGCCCCAGAGCCUGUCAGUGCCAACUGAGGAGCUUUUGUUUGCUGAAUUAAAACACUCUGACAUUUCACCCCCUUUCCCCAACAACAACAACAAAGUUCUUAAAGAGCCCGCAUGCAUUUGUGGCUCCACAAUACAUCAGCAGAAUGGUCUUAAUUGCUUCGUAACGUGUGAGACAGAUUACGUUUUCCUGAUUUUUCAUAAACUUGAGUUUUUGUCGUUACCGUUCCUGUUGUUGUUUAUUUAGGUGAAGACGUAUUAAAUACGAGACACCGGGACUUGGACACCUAUCUCCGCCCACCGCCGUCUUACUAGUCUUACAUUUCUGUCUUACUAUUUUUCUUUUGGAUGUUGACAAAGGGUUUAAGUUACUGUUUUAGAUGGGGUUAAACAUUCUCACUCAGGUAUGCUGUGCCGGCUACAGGUUGUGAAUGUGUUUUUAUUCUGAAUUACUUUAGAAAACAACUGAGGAUUUCCUAUUGUGAAAGCAGACAAGUCCACGGCAUGUGCGGCUGCCUAUAGAACAUGUUCAAAAGGCCUCAGAAUUCCAUUUGUUUUUCCAUGUGUAGAAUUCAACUUUGAAUGUGCCAAACUUUUUUUCAUAACUUUUGAAUCUUAACUAUUUUGAAAGUCUUACAGGAGACACUGCAAAGUCUUAGACAAUCUUUGGCAUCUUAAAAUAAAAUAGCAAACCACAAUUUUUUUUUUCCAGAAAAUGGUGAAGUACUCAGGAAUCUGGAGACAAGAUAUUGUAAGGAAUGAGCAAGGCUGCCACAGUGCGUGAACCCAAUUGUGUUUGCCUCUUGACGUGCCAUCAGUGUGUGGCGUGGGAUGACAUUUGCACCAGAGCAAUCACCACACCAGACACCAACAUGGUGGUCUCCACUGCCUGGGACCACCUCUCACUACAUCCAUUCUCCCCUUGCCUUUCACCCUGACAUUCAAUCUUAACACAUUGUUCUCUUAAAUAAUUUAUUCAUUCCAGAAUGUCAAGGGUCCACUUACUAUUUAUUUUAAAAAUUAUUGGUGGCAUUAAUUUAAUAUUUUUUUGCCCUCUUCGCCCUUUCACCUCUUUUUCCUGCUGGAUACAAAAGAUGUACAUAGCAAUCUCGUGUCCCCAGAGCCCCUGGAAACAUUUCUGAAGUGAUGCUAGUAAAUGCAUAUAUUGUUGUUUUAGAGAUGACUGUAUCUGGCUGCAGGGUUGUGCAUCUGUAUCAAGGGCCCUCCAUUUAAAUAUGUAUGCCCCUGUGAGUCACUGUGACCUCAGGUCUUUGACUAGAGUUUCUCCCUCAUUCAGUUUUCAGUGCAGUAGAACCCGAGUUCCAUUCAGCAGUCAGGGUCAGCAGUAGUUACUGCCAGUCCAGGGGCUUCUCAAAGCAGCUCUGAAGCCCAAGGUCCAUGGGCCACACAGGGGUCAACGGUGGAGCUGGCGUGCUGUCACCUUUAUUGAAAUACCUGGUUCCAGCUGGCACACCCAUGGAGAUCUUUGCAAGAUCUAUAGGAUGUUAGAAGCCUCAAAGGAAAGACAAGGGUGAGAGGAAACCAGAGGGAAGGUGAGCUAUGGGAGUGCUGCUAGCACAUAGGACAGAUGGUGUCUGGGGCAGCCCACCAGCUCCUCUGGAAGACCCCAUUUUCUCAGUGGCUCCUUGUGAAUGAGGUGAUAUGCUCUCACCACUCAAGGUUGGCUCUGAAGACAUUCUGCUAAUUACAGGCAGUUAGUUCUGUUUGAGUUCCACCUUCCUGAACCCAGGUUGCUUACCAGGAGCCAUACUCAGAGACCUUCAGUGGAAGGUGUCAGUGAACAGGACAGCCCAGAAUCUGAGCAUCAGGACAAAGAACAGCUCCAUCCAAUUUUUGAGCCAUUUUGUCACUUGGGAGAAAGUAGUAAAAUUUUGUAUUUAUUUAAAGAGUGCUCCGGGCCAUACCUAAUAGCAAUAAAUAGGUAUAGCCACGAGAUGAGCAGCUGCGCCCUUAGCUGUGAGUGCUCUCCAUAAGCUGUUUAAGGUACUGAUAGGAAUGUUUUGUUCUUAAUAUUGCUUGGGGAUUGGAACUUUGUUCUUGUACAUUGAUUUUUAUAUGAGGAGGGGGUUACUUUUCAAAAACAAAAUGAGUAUUUAUUAAGUCUUACUGAUUUCUUGGGAUUCUCUGUCUCCUCCUCAGUUUCCCCUCUUCUCUUUUGGCUUCUGCUCUCAUUGGUAUGUUUGUUUUGUUUUACUUUGUUUGUUCCAUUUUUUUUAAUUGUGCGGCAUAGGUAGAGUGUUGUAUGGCUAGCGUUGUAUUGUAUGUAAUUAAUUUUGCACAAAGGCAAGCAUUUAGCAUAGUAGUUAAUUUUGUUUAUUUUUAUGACCAUGCCAAAAUAAUAUUCUGGGCUGGUAGAGAACAAAGGACUGUUCUUUAGGAUUGAAACUUGAUUUUGCUUGUAGUAAGAAAAAGAAAAAGAAAAAAAAAAAAACCACACACACUCACAGAUGUCGUUUCGUAAGUGUUACAAGCACUGGAUAUAAAUGGUAUUUUUAUCACUGACUAAUGUGAAACUGGUAUGGAAACUACAUGAACAAAAGUCAUCUGUUUCGACUCGUGUGGGCUUGCCUCACAGUUGCCGGAUCUGAGUCAUUUUUAUGUCUUGUUAUUUCAUUUAUUUAUGCAAAAUACAUGUGUGUAGGAACGCUCUGUGUCAGCUGUGGCUCUGCCUCAGCGCUGGGGUCCAGUGACUUCUAGACAUGCUCUCAAAUACAAAAGCUGUCCGGGAAUGACUGGGUGUGAGUGCCGCCUUCAUCGGCUCACACAGUGAUGCUGUAUUCGAAUCUAAAUUUUGUGCAUACACAGUUUAUUCUAUUUAUUAGCCACAUUUGGCUCUAAAUAUCCAUGGGAAUGGAGAAUGACAAUCACGGAGAUCACUUACAUCAGUGGGGCUUAAACAAAGUCUUUAUGACUUCACCAUCUCAUUUUUAGAGUUUUCUAAUUGUGUAAAUAUAACAUAGAAAUAGAAUUUAUUUUUGGUUCAUGAAUUCCUAGUGAAAAAUAAGUUAUGUAUCUUCUUUCUGUUCUCUAUUCAUGUCUUGCUCCACACUGAAAGCUGGCCAGUCACAUUUAGUAUGGACAGAGAGUCAUCAGCUCCAGUGAGGCAGUGUUCACCCCCAGCCAAGACAGCAGGACCCCUACUUGGUUCUCGUGUAGUCUGGAACCCACUGACUCAGACUUCCCCCUCUUUCCUUCUAAAAAGCUGAGGAGCUGCACACACUGAGAUUCCAGCAGAGCUAGGAGAAAGUCAGUUUGCUUUGCAAAUCCAGACCCAUCUGCCCAGAUAGUUCUGAGGCCCCACCAUGGCAAGAAGCAGGAGUUGUCUUUCAGAGGUAAAGAUCUUCCAGAUUAGUAUAAACCCCACAGUACCAAGGCAAGAGGAACCUGUGUUUCCUUCCCUCUUUUAUACUAGCACUAAAUCAAAGCCUGGGGUUUUCUCCAUUAUCAAAGAACUCACAGGAUCAGGCUUUUCUUUGUCAACUGGGAACAGCAGUAUUGCUAGACAAUCCUCUUAUUAAUGAACAGGCUCUAUGGAACAGGAGGGAAAGGAGGAGGAGAAGGAAUAAAGGGACACAGAGAGAAGACUUAUCCAUCCAUGGGCAUGAGAAGCCUGGUUGGCAGUUUCUCUUCCUCACUGGCAAAUUCCAGGCCAUGUUGUUUUCGCAAACACUCUCUCAACCUUUCAGGUUUGCAUCAUGUGGUAUUUGAUAGCUUCUAGCCUGUCCUCAGCCUGAAUUCCUUCUACAGUGCCUGAAACCAACCUCCAGGCCAGGUUCUAAAUUCAGGUGUAGAUUCAGAAUGCCAUUCCGCUUGUCAAAUGCAGGCCUCCUCUGGACAUUAGCCCUAUGUGAGCUGGGAGUGCUAAAAAAAAUCUAGUGAUCUCUAGUGAUCCCUCUAGAGAUGAAAAGAGGCUUCUGUAGAGCCAGGUUACAUCUCUAGUAAACAGCCUCCUGAGCCAGGAGCUCAGCAAUUAAGGAUGACCACCUCCCUAAGCAGAAAUAUGGCCUGGUCACACUGAUGCUACAGAUGAGGCUGUUGCUCUCUAGUCACUCAAUUUCAAUAAAUUGACUCUACCAACUCUUUAGGAAAAGAAAACACAAAUUACUUAAUAGUUUUGAGCCAUAGGAGAAGACCUGUACCAAGUGCCAACAACUGUGAGCUGUGUCUAGCAGAAUCGUUUGCUAGGAAGGCCGGGUCUUCCUCUUUACUAAAAAAGGCGCAACCACAUUGGCCAUAGCCUUGCCUGAUGUCCACAUUUCCUCCGAGGCCUGAGCUGAUACUUCUGCUCGUUCUCAAAGUAUAAUGACGGUGGUGAGGUGGUGACCUCGAGUUGGCUCACUUGCACUGCUUUUUUUUUUUUUUAUGUGCAGCUAUCUCCCCUGCCGACCACAUUGUUUCUGACACCACAUACUCUUGAUUGUGGCCCUGCACAUCAAAACCAGAUUGAAAAAUCACAAUAUACAAGCACAGGUUUUUUUGUUUUGUUUUUUGGUUUUUGGUUUUUUUUGUUUUUGUUUUUUUGGUCCCCAUCCUGUCCUUUCCAAAUACUUAUAAACUGGCACUCGAGGGCAGAGGUGGAGGGAGUCAGAGAGGGGGGAGAAGUUGAGGCUUCCUGCAGAUUCCCAUCUAUUGACAAAGGAGCUGGCAGAAGGCAAGUAGGUGAUGUUCCUUGCUGGUCUUGUUUCCACAGAACUGCAGGAAUAGAGCAGGGCUUCAGUGCGGGCACUUUUGGAGUCUGGGGAAUGUGCAAAUAUUUUGUUGUCAUUGCAGGUCUGCUGGUGUGCAUCCGCCAUUGUCUUUCUUUGUCACAUAUGCAUUUGCUCUCUCUCUCUUUAAAACUCAGCCUUCACUGUAUCCUUCUUCAGCUUGUAGCACAUUAGGAUGUUUAGCGCUUGUUUUUGCUCAUUCUUGUAUUUGCCAUGUACAAUUUUGAAUUACCCUAUACAAGCCUCUAAGCUGUUACUACAUAACUUAUCUUACUGUAACUCUUUUCUUUGCCUACAUUGUAAUUUGUUUGUGAUGUAUAUUGUGAGAUUGUAUUCUAUGUUAAUUUAAUCAGCACAACUCACUGACAUGCUGGACUGACAUGCUGGCUGCUGUUUUGAAGUGUAAAGCUUGUGUAGGGCUGUCCAGACAACUACAACUCUGUUGUCAAGGUACUGUGCAUUGGUUCCCAUAGCAACACUGUGGGUGUGACCCUCUAGACUCUAGGGACAUUAAGCACACCCUCCAGCAAAUUUUAAGUGCAGAUUUUUUUUUUUUUUUUUUUUUUGUUGAAACUCUAUGAAUACCACAGGUACCUACUUGGCCCAUGGCUGGUAACUAUUUUGGGCAAUUAGCAAAACAAACAAGCAUUAAAAAACUAGUGUCUAUUGCUGCUUUGAAUAUGUUUGAAAGUCUGAAAAUGUAAAUAGUUUAUCAAAAAAAAAAUUCUUGUACAGUCCAGUGUAAAGUUUUUAAAUGACCUGAAGGGUUACCAUCACAGCUUUUGUGCACUCUCCUCUGGAUAGUGAUAAAAAGAAGUUUGCUAAGGACUUAAAGAAAUGGGGAAAAAAAAACAACAGAAUCUCUUCGAAUUGAAAGGAGUGGAUCACUGCCCUUAGCUUUGUCACAUACACAGACCUCUUGGAUCUUGUUGGACAGUAUUGGCAUGAGACAAACUCAGCAUGGAGCACCCUGCAGCGGGACUUCUCCGGGCUUUCCUGCCCUGCCUCACGAUUAAGGGAAAGGAGGAGACAGAAAGGCGUGCCGUCUUUGUCUAUCCUGGAAUACAUUGGCACCUUAGCUACUUUCCCCCUCUUUGCACAAGGUGCUUUCCUGACAUGUGUUAGACACGCCGUCCUUGGGUGACAAUGUAUAUGCCAUGAUGGGGCUCAGGCCCGCGGGGGAGUGUCUAUAGGAACUGCCUAUUUAUGCUCAUUUACCUCAAGACUGUCCUCUACCCUAAACUAGUUGUCAUCACUCCAUCUUUUGUACUGCUGUUGACACUUACCAAUUAAAGAUAAAUUUUGUUUUAUGA
Molecule: messenger RNA, 8864 nt
Organism: Meriones unguiculatus (Mongolian gerbil)
Lineage: Eukaryota; Metazoa; Chordata; Mammalia; Rodentia; Muridae
Gene: Sox6
Product: SRY-box transcription factor 6
Exons: 16
Coding region: 287-2854 (855 amino acids)
Biological process (GO): cell fate commitment; central nervous system development; regulation of transcription by RNA polymerase II
Cellular component (GO): nucleus
Molecular function (GO): RNA polymerase II cis-regulatory region sequence-specific DNA binding; DNA-binding transcription factor activity, RNA polymerase II-specific
Source: RefSeq, a predicted model, not a curated record